Betta splendens (Siamese fighting fish) is the source of this 5544-nucleotide messenger RNA. RefSeq names its product rap1 GTPase-activating protein 2-like. The transcript is spliced from 21 exons. Lineage: Eukaryota; Metazoa; Chordata; Actinopteri; Anabantiformes; Osphronemidae. Bases 1641 to 3620 code for a protein of 659 amino acids. Gene Ontology annotation, cellular component: cytoplasm; plasma membrane. The record is from RefSeq and is a predicted model, not a curated record. Gene Ontology annotation, biological process: activation of GTPase activity; regulation of small GTPase mediated signal transduction. Gene Ontology annotation, molecular function: GTPase activator activity.
UGUAAUUAACCACAGUUCAUGUUAGAACAGCGUCUUCUCAAGUGACAUGAGUGUGUAACUUGAAUCCCACUCCUCCCAGUUUGCUGUGAUGGCUCCUCCAGCCGUGAGCUGGUAUGAUCUCAACUGCAGAGACCGAACUGUUCUCUGUGUGGCGUGUGAUGUUGAACAACGGAUUUCAUCCGUUGCUGCACUAUUUUUACCUAAAACGUCCCUGUUCGACUGAACUCAUGCUUUUUGCUUUUAUUUGGAGCGCUGGGAAGAUGCAACCACAAAGUCAAACAAUGUCUUCAAAGGAAAUUUCAGUCAAAGCUGUGAAAAAUGAAAUAUCAGAGCAAAGCCGACGUGGAACACUAAUAAAAUCUGUCAGACCGCCGGACCUGACUUUUUGCAGGUCUUGGUUUAUGAAUGACACCGCAACACUGUUGUGCUGCACUUCCACAGCAGAGGAAGCAUUUCACUAUUCAUAUCAGAAUGUAAAGUGGGAUGUGUUCACACAGUGGUUAGUCAGACUGCAUCAACUUCAAAUUCUUCCCUCAGCAUGAUAAAAAUGGAGCUGGAUGAUAAACAGGAAACAGACAACGACUGUCGCAAUAGAAAAGCACUUUCUAUUCAUGGUAGGAGUUGACUGACUGAAAAUAUGGCCAGACAAAGACAGGGAUAUGUGACAAGGAAUAUACAGUGCAUGCAAAGAUCUUUAUAUAUUGUAUUAUGGGGAAAUUGUUACUCAAGUAAUCACACGUCAGUCCUCUCUUCAAUGUGUGGCUGAUGUAUAGUAAUUAUCAAUUGCCAACCUAUAAUUUAGCCCCGAGCUGGAGUGGUAAUGUUGGUGUUGGUCCUCAUUAUCAGUGUCACACCCAUAAAGAAGUUGUGAAACGCAUAAUUUCCUUGAAUCAAACCCGGCAUCUAAUGCACUGAUAAGACCGUGUAACUGCGACUGCUCCGUGCAUGUACAUAAUAUUCACAGGCAGUAAGUAUAUGGCAAGAUGCUCAUUGGAUCCUAUUGUUUGCCACUCAUUCCCGUCUCUCUGCAAUGACGUAUUAUUUAUCAACGCAUAUGUAAUUGCACCUUGCAUGUCGCUGCAUGUCUUUGCUUUGAAGUGUAGUUCAAACACCACACCUUGAUUCAUACAUGCAAGCCUGAGACUUAGAUCUACUGUCCAGCUAGACAGAAAAAAUAUAUAGUAAAAUCCUUAUAUACAGUAGGUAAUAACGAGAUAAUGACUAAAUGUCUUUUAUUACACCUUUAUAAACUGAGAAGGAACAUGUCUGUAUUUAAAACUGCAUUUAAAAGUUGCUAGAAUGUGAUUGUAAAUUGUGGUGUUGCUGGACAAGCCCGGUACCAUUAUCAUUCUGUCGUGACUCAGUAUAAUGUUAAACCUGACUCGGGCCAAAAAAAAGGUCCGUGCAGGUCGUGUGCUGCACGUUGACUGGAUGCCGUCCUGUUUUGACUGAUGAUUCACUUUGCCAUCCAACUUGACUUUCCUGUUCGCGCAUUGGCCUUUAAUAGACAGAGUAGAGAUGAAAGCGUGCGAAGGGAAAGUUUUCUAAUUGUUCAUGGAAAGGAAGAGCGCAUAAGAACAAGAGGCAAAGAAGCCCCAGAUGUUUAAGCUGCGUGACUUAAGUCUGCAGAGUUCUUUGACAUGCUGGAGAGGAUGCAGGAUGACUACAUCCCCUACCCACGGAUAGAAGAUGUGCUGGAGAAGGGCGGCCCAUUCCCCCAGGUGAUCCUGCCACAGUUCGGGGGAUACUGGAUUGAAGACGUCGAAGCACCGGCAGGAACGCCCUCCUCCUCAGAGUCCAGUUUCUGCGAGGAGGAGGACGGGGGGGAGGGCCUGAGUCCCGGCGGGGGGCACACGUACCGCCUGGAGUGUAACAGCACAGCCCGCGCCUACCGCAAGCACUUCCUGGGCAAGGAGCACAUGAACUACUACUGCACUGGCAGCAGCAUAGGGAACCUCAUCAUGUCCCUGAAACACGAAGAGGCCGAGGGACAGGAGUUCCUACGCAUCAUGCUCAGGUCGAGGACCAAAACUAUCCACGACAGAAUCUCUCUAGCAGGCAUCAACCAGCUGCCCAGCGUCCCACAGAUUGCUAAGCUUUUUUGUGAUGAUGCCACAGGCCUGAAGUUCAACCCAGUCCUGUACCCGCGGGGAUCCCAGCUGAUCGUGGCGUACGAUGAGCACGAAGUCAACAACACCUUCAAAUUUGGAGUCGUCUACCAGAAGUUCGGGCAGACAUCAGAGGAGGAGCUGUUUGGCAACAACGAGGAGACGCCGGCGUUCAAGGAGUUCCUCGGCAUUCUGGGCAACAACAUUGAGCUUCAGGACUUUAAAGGGUUCCGCGGUGGGCUGGACGUGUCCCACGGACAGACGGGCUCUGAAUCCGUCUACACCGUCUUCAGGCAGAGGGAGAUCAUGUUCCACGUGUCCACCAAGCUUCCCUUCACGGAGGGAGACGUCCAGCAGCUCCAGAGGAAGAGGCACAUAGGCAACGACAUCGUGGCCGCCGUCUUCCAGGAGGAGCCCACGCCGUUCGUCCCAGACAUCAUCGCCUCCAACUUCCUGCACGCGUACGUGCUGGUGCAGGCGGAGAACCCGUGCACGGAGCACACCACCUACAAGGUGUCUGUGACGGCGAGGGAGGACGUGCCCCCGUUUGGACCCCCGCUCCCGAACCCGGCGGUUUUCAAAAAGGGUCCCGAGUUUCGAGACUUCCUGCUGACCAAGCUGAUCAACGCUGAAAACGCCUGCUACAAGUCUGACAAGUUCGCCAAACUCGAGGGGCGAACGAGGGCGGCGCUGCUGGACAACCUCCACGACGAGCUGCACAGGCAGAGCCAGACGGCGCUGGGCCUGGGCCAGGUGGGGGAGGAGGACAAGCUGGAGAACGGGGGCCACGGGGGUCUGCUGGAGUCCUUCAAGAGGGCCAUGCGUGUCAGAAGCCACUCCAUGGAGACCAUGGUGGGCUCUCAUCGUCACAGGAGCCCCGGUGUGGGAGGAGGGGUCCCUGCCAGCCUGAGUGGAGGAGGACUUCCGCAGAGCACCAGUGAAUGCACAAAGAGCACUUUCACUCCCCCCGUGCUGUCGGCCAAGUCCCCUCUGAAGAGCCCGGUGAAACGGCGUUCUGGCCUCUUCCCCCGCCUCCACUCCAGCACAGAAUCCCCAUCAGACAAACACACCCGCAGCGACCAGAAACCUGCCGAGAUCUGCCCGCCGUCCCAAGAAGUGAGGUCAGAGACCUCGUCGAAUCCCAGCUCACCUGAGAUCUGCCCCAACAGAGACAGGCCGUUCAUGAAGCUGAAGGAGUGCAGCGGCGGCCGGCCCAACAUCUCUCGCUCGUCCUCCAGCACCAGCAGCUUCAGCAGCACCACGGGAGAAACCGAAGCUCUGGAAGAACUAGACACUGCGGGUCAUCCCUCCAUCACGUCCUCCUCCGCCUUCAGUCCUUCCCUCAGCGUGGACAGCCAGGGAUCAGGGACCCCUGUCAUCAUGUGCCGCAGUCCUACAGGUCCAGUAUAUGCAUUUCCUUCUUUUGCAGACGGGAAAAACAAGACAUCGCCGAGGUCAAACUUGAAGUUUCGCUUUGACAAAAUGAGCCACUCAUCCACAGCUUCUGAGUAGCUUUGUGGAAGCGGAAACUGACUUGCGCAAGAAGAAGACGAUGGCACGGACCGACGUAGCUGCGUCAAAAGAGAAACAAAAUCACCACAACAACCACAAAACCACUGUAGAACCACUUCCCAAGCCAAGGAUAAUCUGACAGGAUUUGCCAACCGCAGCAGCGCCUCCACACGCUGUAAACUAACGAGGGGCACUGUGAGUCUGUAGAGGGAGACAGCUGACACAUUGGAGUUCUUUUCAACCUUUAGCUACGGAAACAAAUCAGUUGCAAGUUGCUGCAUCUCAGUUGCUUAUUGCUCCCAUCACAGUAAAGGUCAUGGCAUGGCUGUAACACUGUGAGAUUAGGCCAAGUUCAUGAAACACACAACGCCGGCAACGUGAGACUAUGGCUGAACUGUUACUUUCUGCGUCCAGCACCGGCCGUGGUCAGUGGAGAGGGUGUCUUUGCCAGAUCGCUUUUCAGGUGCCCGUUUUGCCUUUGUCCUCGAUGGCGGUACGUCUGGCAACGCUCGCGUUUUUUUUUUAUUUUGCCUAAAAAAAACUGCACAUACACGCGAAACCACCCCCACGCGACGAAACGGUCGUAGCAAAACGACGCGAGUCUGAGCGCUGUACGAUAAGAGCUCGUCCUCUGGUAUAAAAACGCUUUUUUAUUUGACUCUCUGAUUUUCUGCGACGCUUUCGUGAACUCGCUCGCUGCUGCUUUCUGCCCGCUGCACUAUAAAAAGUGGAGUUUAGUGGACACAACGGGGAACAGGAGGAGACACUGCCAACAUGUUUCGCCACACGCUUAUUUUAGCCAAAGCUGCGCCUUACAAUCUACUGAAAGCCCCUUCACCGCAGAUGCUGUCUGUCUGUCUGUCUGUCUGCCUGCCUUUGUUCCCCUCGCUAUCUCUGUCACUAUGUGAGAGGAUAGGAAACUUCUAGGUCCGGUUACAGCUCAGUUGUGGGCCGAUCAACACCCACAUUUGCUGAAAAUAGACGCUACACUUAGUGAAAAGCUCCCCCCUCCUGAUGCAGCCCAUUCCAGCUUGCUAGCUCCGUGUAUCUGUAGGAACGUCUCCAGGGUUUUUGCCCAUGACGACGACUCGAAGCACGUGCUUCAGGUUGAAGUGAACCUUAAGUUGAAUGUGAACUUAGAGCUUUUUUUUUUUUUUUUAUCUUAUGCUUUGUUAAUUAUUGCUCAGUACCCUAUAAAUAAACUGCAAAGCCAGUUGCUUACAAGCACAACAGGACUACACUGUACUGUAGGUGUCACGUUGUCCUGAACCAGAACAGAACAUUAGUCCGGGGUUGUACUAACUUGGAGUGAGCAUGAAAUGCUGGAAAAUGACAAAUGAGGAGGAAAAAAACACACAAUAUGAGCAAACUACUGUAGGUCCAAUGUCUCGUGCUGUUACCAUGUAGAAAAUCAUUCCUGUUGGUCGGAGGUCGAGUGAAUAGUGUGAAGUUCUGCCACGUCAAAAUUUCAAAGGCCCAUUUGCACCCGUGUGAUGUUCGUGACCUUUGACCCUGGCAGGAAUCUGUUGGGUUCUUUGGGAAUUGCAAACAUACUGGGAUGGACAUCUGCUGUGUUGACUAAUACACACUGUGCUCAGUUAGCAUAAACUAGUGAUUACCUCGAAAAAGGGAAGCGACCGGUGCGUUUGGACGUCAGGAAGCUCAGACGACGUUUAGUUUGUAGCAGGUAUCACCUAAACGCCCUGCAGCCUUUUCUCUGUUAAUACGCUUAAUUUAUUAUAUGACAACUUCUUUUGCAUUGAUGUCAUGUAAAAAUGUAACCGCAGAGUACGCUAAUUAUUAAGGUCAAUCCAUAAAAGGAAAUAUAUUAAUUUAAAAGAUGUCUAAACAUGUAUAUGUAUAUUUGGUUAUGUAAUGUGCCAUUGAGAAUUUAUUCUAAAAUAAAGUGUUGUAUUUUGUGUCA